Suncus etruscus (white-toothed pygmy shrew) is the source of this 936-nucleotide messenger RNA. RefSeq names its product olfactory receptor 7A10-like. Gene Ontology annotation, cellular component: membrane. Gene Ontology annotation, molecular function: G protein-coupled receptor activity; olfactory receptor activity. The record is from RefSeq and is a predicted model, not a curated record. Lineage: Eukaryota; Metazoa; Chordata; Mammalia; Eulipotyphla; Soricidae. The transcript has a single exon. Bases 1 to 936 code for a protein of 311 amino acids. Gene Ontology annotation, biological process: G protein-coupled receptor signaling pathway.
AUGGCUGCUGAGAACCUUACAGGAAUGACCCAGUUUCUUCUUUUAGGAUUUUCAGAAGAACCAGAACUGCAGUCCCUAAUAUUUUGGCUGUUCCUUUCCAUGUACCUAAUUACUGUGCUUGGGAACCUGCUCAUCAUCCUGGCUGUCAGCUCAGAUUCCCACCUCCACACCCCCAUGUACUUCUUCCUGUCCAAUCUGUCCUUUGUGGACAUUUGUUUCACCUCCACCACCGUCCCCAAGAUGCUGGUGAACAUCCAGACACACAGCAAAGUCAUCACCUAUGAGGGUUGCAUCACCCAGAUGUACUUUUUCCUACUCUUUGUUGUAAUGGACAUUUGUCUCCUGGCUGCUAUGGCUUAUGACCGCUAUGUGGCCAUCUGCUACCCCUUGCAUUACACAGUCAUAAUGCAUGCCCAAUUCUGUGGACAAUUGCUUCUGUUGUGCUGGGUCAUUAGCAUCCUGGAUUCCCUGCUGGAAAGUUUAACAGUGCUGCGCCUGUCCUUCUGUAAAAAUGUGAAGAUUCCCCACUUUUUCUGUGAACUCAACCAAGUGAUCCAUCUUGCUAGUUCAGACACCUUCCUUAAUGACAUGGUGAUGUAUUUUGCAGCUGUAAUACUGGCUGGUGGUGCCUUCGCUGGGAUACUUUGCUCUUACUCCAAAAUUGUUUCCUCCAUACGUCGAAUCUCCUCUGCUCAAGGGAAAUAUAAAGCAUUUUCCACCUGUGCAUCCCACCUCUCUGUAGUCUGCCUGUUUUAUGGCACAGCUCUAGGAGUAUACCUGAGUUCUGCUGUCACACAGAACUCACAGUCCACUGCUAUCGCCUCAGCCAUGUAUACAGUGGUCACUCCCAUGUUGAACCCUUUCAUCUACAGUCUCAGGAACAAAGACAUCAAGAGAGCUCUGAAGAGUCUCAUUGAGAAAAAAACAAUGGGAUAG